This is a messenger RNA of Spea bombifrons (plains spadefoot toad), 1361 nucleotides long. It is a transcript of the gene MKRN2, whose product is annotated as makorin ring finger protein 2. The record is from RefSeq and is a predicted model, not a curated record. Gene Ontology annotation, biological process: protein polyubiquitination. Bases 89 to 1339 code for a protein of 416 amino acids. The transcript is spliced from 8 exons. NCBI's taxonomy places the organism in Eukaryota, Metazoa, Chordata, Amphibia, Anura, Pelobatidae. Gene Ontology annotation, molecular function: metal ion binding; ubiquitin protein ligase activity.
GUAGGAGAGGGCGUGUCUUGAACGGAGGGUUCCGUGAGAGAUUCUCGAGGAGUAUUCUGCGUGACGUGGGGAGCGAACGGCCAUCGCCAUGAGUACCAGACACGUGACCUGCAGAUAUUUCUUGCACGGCGUUUGCAGGGAGGGGCCGCGCUGCCUCUUCUCACACGAUUUAGCGACCAGCAAACCGUCUACGAUCUGCCGCUUUUACCAGAAGGGCCAAUGUGCGUACGGCGCGCGCUGCAGAUACGAUCACGUGAAGCCUGCAGGAUCUCCUCAGGGGCUUUGGAUCCCGGACCCUUCAUGUGCCGCAUGGAAGGGGCCCCCACUGCCAACCCCGGGGCAAGAAGCCGCCGAAGCUGCCCCCACAAGCACCCCCCCGCGGAGAGAAAAGAAAUCCCUCGUCCUGUGUGAUCGCGACCUCUGUGGAUUAUCGGAGGGAAACCCCCAAUGGGAUCCGGUGCCGGGCCACGGCCACGAAGCCCACGGGACGGAGGGUGAGGCCAAACCCCACUCUUACCUGGAAGCCAUCUGUACGGGGCUGGAGGAGGUGGAGGUGACCCCGACGCGCCCCCCGGACUCCUCGCAGCUAUGUCCGUACGCGGCUGCGGGGGGCUGCCAUUAUGGCGAGAAAUGCGUGUAUCUCCACGGCGACGCCUGCGGAAUAUGCGGCCUGCGAGUGCUUCAUCCUCACGACCAGGAGCAGAGGAUGGCGCAUGAAAAGCUGUGCAUGGCGUCCUUUGAGCGUGACAUGGAGAAGGCGUUUGCGUUCCAGGCCAGCGAGGAGAAGGUCUGCAGCGUCUGCAUGGAGGUCGUCUACGAGAAGCCGUCGGCCACGGAGAGGAGGUUCGGGAUCCUCUCCAGCUGCAGCCACGUUUACUGUCUGUCCUGCAUCAGGCAGUGGAGAUGCGCCAAACAGUUCGACAACCCUGUCAUAAAGUCGUGUCCCGAGUGCCGCGUGGUAUCGGAGUUCGUGAUCCCGAGCGUGUACUGGGUCGACGACCAAAGUAAGAAAAAUGAACUGAUCGAGGCGUUUAAGCAGGGAAUGGGUAAAAAGGCCUGCAAGUAUUUUGAUCAGGGCCGAGGGAGUUGCCCUUUCGGGGGUAAAUGUCUUUAUCUCCACGCGUAUCCGGACGGCACAAGGGCAGAACCGGAGAAACCACGGAAGCAGCUGGGCUCUGAGGGCACUGUCCGGUUCUUUAACUCUGUCCGGCUCUGGGACUUCAUCGAAGAUCGAGAGAACCGGAGCGCCACGGGUAACGAAGGCGACGACGUGGCGGAUCUCGGCGACCUCUUUAUGCACCUGUCGGGAGUGGAUCGUGAAGACGCCACCCCCGAAUAAUUAAAGCUCCGUAUUAGAGAAG